Messenger RNA from Phyllopteryx taeniolatus (common seadragon), 1762 nucleotides. It is a transcript of the gene dnph1, whose product is annotated as 2'-deoxynucleoside 5'-phosphate N-hydrolase 1. Lineage: Eukaryota; Metazoa; Chordata; Actinopteri; Syngnathiformes; Syngnathidae. The record is from RefSeq and is a predicted model, not a curated record. Bases 95 to 523 code for a protein of 142 amino acids. The transcript is spliced from 4 exons. Gene Ontology annotation, molecular function: 5-hydroxymethyl-dUMP N-hydrolase activity. Gene Ontology annotation, cellular component: nucleus. Gene Ontology annotation, biological process: deoxyribonucleoside monophosphate catabolic process.
CCGGAUGUGACGACACCACUCCUGACUCCUGACGCCGUGCUGGUGAGCGGGCAAAGCGUGUUGCGUGUCUGUCUCAAUUUGUGCAAGUUUUAAGAUGAAGAUUUAUUUCUGCGGAAGCAUCCGCGGCGGCAGGGACGACGCGUGCGUUUACGAGCACGUGGUCAAGACGCUCGGAAAGUUCGGGAAGGUUCUAACGGAGCACGUGGGCGACAGCGAGCUCACCGAUACAGGGGAGGAGUCGCAGGAUGUAGCCAUUCACGAUCGCGACAUGGAGUGGCUCAGACAAGCAGACGUCGUCGUUGCCGAGGUGACGCAGCCGUCGCUGGGCGUGGGCUACGAACUCGGCCAUGCCUACCUGAUGAGGAAGAGGACGUUGUGUCUCUUUCGACCAUCAGCUGGACGCAAGUUGUCGGCCAUGAUCCGAGGUGCGGCGGAUGGGGAGCGGAUGUUGGUGAUGGAGUACAACGGCGAGGACGAUGUGGGCAACAUCCUGGAUAACUUCUUCAAAAUAAAGCCUCACUGAAUUCUACUUCAUGCUCUCUCAUUAAACGCACAAACUGGGGCACUUGGAUAUUUGUUUGAUGGUCUUAAACAUUCAAGUGGGGGAAACUAUGAAAAAAUAUCAGAAUUAGAGAAGGGGGCCAAUACUUUUCAUGGCAAUGUACACAUGCAUACUGGAAUGAAGGUAUAUAUUUGUGGGCACUCUCGGGUGGAAAUGUGUACAGUGAUGCAGGGGGUAGAAAAUUGUGCACUGAAUGCACAGUGUGUGUUUUUUACCCGUUUUGUUUUCUGGACCCAGGAAGGUCUACCCCAGUAAGAUUAGCUCUUCUAUGUUGCAAAAGGGCGGAACGGUGGACGACCGGUUAGCACGUCGGCCGACCGGUUAGCACGUCGGCCUCACAGUUCUGGGGACCGGGGUUCGAUCCCCGGCCCCGCCUGUGUGGAGUUUGCAUGUUCUCCCCGUGCCUGCGUGGAUUUUCUCCGGGCACUCCGCUUUCCUCCCACAUCCCAAAAACAUGCAUGGCAGGUUAAUUGACAAUUCUAAAUUGCCCGUAGGUUUGAAUGUGAGUGAGAAUGGUUGCUUGUUUGUAUGUGCCCUGCGAUUGGCUGGCAACCAGUUGAGGGCGUAAUCCGCCUCCUGCCCGAUGAUAGCUGGGAUAGGCUCCGGCACGCCCGCGACCCUAGUGAGGAGAAGCGCGACAGAAAAUGGAUGGAUGGAUGUUGCAAAAGCUAAUGGGGAUCCAAUAAACAAUUCCUAGUGGGAUUUUUGUGCGAGGGAUGCUUCCCAUCAGGCAAAUUUUUCUUGGGAACAGAAAACUCAAAACUGGUGCAUGUUUUUUUUUUACAGGAGAGGGCUGCUUUAACCGAGACUUCCAACCUCGUCACAUUGAUUGACUCGACUCUGCGUUGGGUGACCCCGGACUCCGAUUAGCUGUCGGCGUUCACAUACAGGUGCAUCUGAACAAAUUAGAAUACUAUAGGAGAGUUCAUUGUAUUUCAGGAUCGCAAUUCCAAAAGUGAAACCGUUUCUCAUGUAACAUUCUAAUUUCCUGGCAACGGUAAAAUGUGUUUUUUUUGUUAGCUGUAAGCUAAAAUCAUCAAAAUAACAAAUCAAAUCAUAGUUUAGUUUUUUUAGAAUUUAACUCCAGAAAUACGAUACGUUUUCUCCUUCUAAUUUAUUGAGAUGCACCGGUACUUUUUCCACCGUGGUGUGCACUGUGAAUGUUACCCUCGUGUGCCCAAUAAAACCAUCAUCAUCGUU